Molecule: messenger RNA, 5116 nt
Organism: Conger conger (European conger)
Lineage: Eukaryota; Metazoa; Chordata; Actinopteri; Anguilliformes; Congridae
Product: wolframin-like
Exons: 9
Coding region: 182-3394 (1070 amino acids)
Biological process (GO): calcium ion homeostasis; endoplasmic reticulum unfolded protein response
Cellular component (GO): endoplasmic reticulum; endoplasmic reticulum membrane
Molecular function (GO): protein binding
Source: RefSeq, a predicted model, not a curated record
UGGACGCUGUGGACAGUAGCUUCUGAGUCUCAUCAUUUAUGGUCACUACAACCGUGUCUGACCUGGCAGAAGUGAAAUGAAAUGUAAUGAAUGGGGAAUACCUUGACCAGCUCAGCUUGUAAACAAGAGAAAGCGUCACUGUAUUUGUGAACGGCGCAUACUAUCUGAACUAAUCAGAGAGAUGGAAUUUGACCCUCCACCUCCAGGUGCACCACCAACCUCUCCUACCCCCUUAACUCCCCUUACUCCCUCUAGUCCUCGCACUCUACCAGUCUCCUCUCCCUCCCCAAUGGCGGCCAAGCCCCCCUCCUCUUCUCCCCCUGCCGGCCCAACUCUACCAGCCGUGCAUGCCCGCUCCACCCCUCCCGUUUCCCCACCUUCCCCACACCUCUCUAGCCCCCCGCCCCCAGCUACCGGCUCCACCCCUGUAGUCGCUCCCUCCUCCCCGAAUCUCUCCGCCGCCUCAGCCACGGCUGCUCGCUCCACCUCUCCAGCGUCUCCGCCCUCUCCGUCCCUCUCCACCCCCAGCCCGGUGCCUCCCCAGCAGGGCCCGCCCACCAGGCCCAGCAGACCUGCCCCUCUGCCGGGACGCUCCCAGCUCAACGCGGCCCCGACGCCCAGGAUCGCUGCGGACAUGGAGUCACCUGGGGGAUCCCCGCAACGUGCGCAGCAGCCUGGGGGAUCCCCGCAACGUGCGCAGCAGCCUGAAGCUGAAACCAAGCCAGGUGAGGAGCUGACAUUCGAGGAGCUGGAGGAGAAGGCCAAGUCCGGAGACGCCAAAGCCCAAACGGAUAUUGGGAAAUACUACCUGAACCUGGCUGAGGAGAAGGAUGAAGAACUGAACAACUGCAACGCUGUCAGUUGGCUGCUUCAGGCGUCUAAAAAUGGGCGUAAGGAUGCAGUCAAGCUGCUCCAGCGAUGCCUGGCGGAGAGGAAAGGCAUUACUGCAGAGAACGUGGCGGAAGUGAAAAAGCUCUCCCUGGAGACCAAGUUUGAGCGCGCGGUGAGGAAGGCCGCCCUGCUCAUGUACUGGAAGCUGAACCCGGAGAAGAAGAAGAAGGUGGCUGUGUCCGAGAUGCUGGAGAACGUGGGGCAGGUCAACUCGGAACUGGAUGCCCCCAGCAAGCCAGGGCCUGUCUCCAGCUCGCUGCAGAAAGAGAGGAGAGUUCUGGAGACACUGGUCACCUCUGAGUCCAACAAAUUCAUUGGUUUGGAUGAUUUUGUGGAAACCACCAAAAAGUAUGCCCAGGGCAUCGCUCCGUCCGCAGAGCUGGACCAGGGCGACGACGAUGACGACGAUGACGCCAUGGCGGGAAAGCACCCAGACGACCUGCCCCUGCACCAGAAGGAAGCUCCUGUUGGUGAUCAGGGCAGUGAGAAUGGAGGCCCGGUGGCGGAGGCCCAGGUCCCAAUCGCUCCCGCCGAGGGGGUCCCGGGAAGCAAAAAGCCCAGCCAACCGACGGAGUCGGUCUGCCGGAAAAUGCUGAUGUCCCGAUGGGGUGUAGGGAGGAGCAAGAGGUUGGACAUUAAUGACAGCACAAUGCUGAGAAGUGCAUUGGAUUUUAAAACCGACUUUAUGAUUCUGAAGUACCCGAUCCAUGCCAUCAUGGAGAUUAAGGAGCACCUGAUCGACUGGGCGUCACGCGCUGGCCUACAGUGGCUGAGCACCAUUAUCCCCACCCACCACGUCAACGCCCUCAUCUUCUUCUUCAUCAUCAGUAACCUCACCAUCGACUUCUUCGCCUUCAUCAUCCCCCUGGUCGUCUUCUACCUCUCGUUCAUCUCCAUGGUGAUCUGCACCCUGCGGGUCUUCCAAAACAGCAAGGCCUGGGAGAACUUCCGCGCCCUGACCACCCUGCUGACCCGCUUCGAGCCGGGCCUGGACGUGGAGCAGGCCGAGACCAACUUCGGCUGGAACAACCUGGAGCCCUACCUGUACUUCAUCGUUUCCGUCUUCUUCGUCAUCUUCUCUUUCCCCGUGGCGGACAAGACCUGGAUCCCCUGCUCGGAGCUGGCCACCGUCGCCAUCUUCUUCACCAUCACCAGCUACAUGAGCCUCAGCUCGUCGGCGGAGACCUACACGCGGCAGGCGAUGAUCAUCGAGGUGGCCUCCUCCGUCUGCGCCAUGACCAGCCUCCUGCCUGAGCGCAUGGGCCUGCUGCGCUUCCUGGGCCGGACGUUCCUCUCGGUGCCCCUAAGCGAGUUUGUGGUCCUGAAGCUCAGCAUCCCCUGCCUCCUCUACGUUUACCUUUUCUGCCUGUUCUUCAGGAUAGCCCACUUGCGCAACUUCCGGGGCACCUAUUGCUUCCUGGUGCCCUAUCUGGUGUGCUUCAUGUGGUGCGAGUUCUCGGUGGUCCUGCUGCAGAACUCCACGGGCAUCGGGCUGAUCCGCACCUGCGUGGGCUACUUCCUGUUCCUGUUCGCUCUACCCGUGCUCACUCUGGGCCUCGCCGCCGUGCUGGUGAUCCAAGUCAUCAAGUGGUUCCUGGCCAUGGAGCUGACCAAGAUGAUCGUGACGCUGGUGGUGUGCGCCAUCCCGGUCAUCCUGAGGCUGUGGACGCGUUUCAGCCUCUCCCCGCUGGAGGUGUUCAAGUCUCUGUCCAAGAGCAGCGUGGUGAAGCUCAUCCUGGUCUGGAUCUCGGCCAUCAUCCUCUUCUGCUGGAUGUACGUGUACCGCUCGGAGGGCAUGAAGGUGUACAACUCCACGCUGACCUGGCAGCAGUACAGCUUCACCUGCGGCCCGCGGGCCUGGAAGGAGUCCAACAUGGCCAAGACCCAGAUCCUCUGCAGCCACCUGGAGGGCCACCGCGUCACCUGGACGGGCCGCUUCAAGUACGUGCGGGUGACGGAUAUCGAGAACGGGGCGCAGUCCGUCAUCAACCUGCUGCCCGGCUUCGUGGGCGACUGGAUGCGCUGCCUGUACGGCGAGGCCUACCCGGCAUGCGACCCCCGGAACGCCACCCUGCCCGAGGAGGAGCUGUGCCGCCUGAAGUUCCUCGCCAAGCACGACUGCCACAUCAAGCGCUUCGACCGCUACAAGUUCGAGGUGACCAUGGGAAUGCCGCUGGACAGGAAGGGCCGGAACGGCACGCUGGAGGACGACGACGCCACCAAGGACAUCGUCCUCAAGGCCAGCAACGAGUUCAAGAAGGUCCUGCUCAACCUGGGCAUGGGCAGCGUGGUAGAGUUCAGCACGGUGCUGGAGGGGCGCCUGGGCAGCAAAUGGCCAGUGUUCGAGCUCAAGGCCAUCCGCUGCCUCAACUGCAUGUCCGAGCUGGUGCCCAUGGGCAAGCAGUACAAGAUCGAGCCCGACUGGAGGGGCACGGCGCAGCGAGCCUUCAAGUUCGCCUUCGACUUCUUCUUCAACCCGGUCUUAUCUGCCAAGAUCGAGUAGCAGCACUACCGUGGGGGAAGAGGUGGGUUACUGUGUUACGAUGCCGUGCUGUUUGAAUGUACUGAGGAGUGCGGCGGGUAACCUUUCACCUUUUGUAUUUCACUACGGUAACUAUGUAAUGCCUUAUAUAUAGUGUCUGCGUCUCAUGUAACAGAGACGCACACUAUUUUCCACUAUAGUAAACACUGUAAGUAUAUGUAAAUAUAUUUCCCCCUAAGGACAAAUUCUAUAAAUAUACGAUAUACCUCUUCAGUGAAACAUGCGUAGCCAUUGGGAAUUAUUUGAACAUUAAUUUAUUGCACAGCUGGCUUAUUGUUUGCCUGAGAAAACCAGUACAGGCGUUCUCGCGUCUGCGAAAAGGAAAGGAACUUUGACCCCCAGAAGACGCAGUCGAUAGCUGUGCCUCCGGCGAUCCUGAGCUCCGGCGACUCGGCGGAGCAGUGAAAAACGGCACGGCAGCUGGCGCAUUCGCGAAGCGUUACCCACGCGCGGACACGGCUGUCGCGCUCUGUCACACUGCACCUGUGGGCUGCCGCGCCACCCCGGGGGAAGAUGAAUGGGACACAGGCGGAGGUACGGCCGAGGAGUAGCCACACGUGCAGUGAAGCGCACGACUUGUCUUGCGCUCCUCGCCAAGGGGGCCCCGUUGUGUGUCUGGCCUCGGCCCGAUUCGCAUGCUCCGAUUUGUCAUAAUCAUCUGGAAAAUGCCUGUACUGGAUAGUCGAUGUACUACAUCAUAAAUGAACGAGAACUGUUCAAUUUCUCCUGUGAGAUAUUCAUAUAUAUUAUGCACACACGCAGGCAUUUUUUCUUUUUUAUUUCCUCUAUUGUGUGACGCUACUUGCCAGUUAAUUCUUAGCUAUUCGUGGAUUUUGUAGACUGACGUUGACAGAAAUAUUGAGCCUUAAUUCAGAGACCAUUUCAGCCAGUUAAGCAUUUGUUUGUGUGUUUAAAAAAAAAAAAACUCUUUCUGUAAGUUGAUGUGAUAAAGGAAUAGAUGUAAAUCUCUUUUAGAGAACUGUGGUAUUGUUCCUUAUUCUUACUUUUUAUGAAUCAUUCAUGUGUUCUGUCCUUUACUGUGUGAGUAGAAUUGUUUUUGUGUGAAUGGAUUUACAUAAGCAUGAGGUCUGAACCAUUUCAAUGACAUCUAUGUCAGCAAAGUGGUGUGAGGUUUUCUGUUCAGAGCUGGAAUCUGAUUUCCUUCUGUGUAAAAACAGUAGUUCUCAUUUCGUGGUUGGAGAUCCACUGGUGGGUUAAGAGAGGCGCUUAAUAUAAUGUGUUCUGGUGCCUGUACUACAACUCAAGCCUUCCAUAGAAGUUCACACUAAUCAAGGUUGUCUUGACAUAAAUUAAAAUCUUAAAUCAAUACUUUAACACGUGUUGGACUACGUUUUAUAGUGGUGGUCUGAGCCAUUCAUUCUUUAAGUUGGUUGUUUUAUUGUGUUGGAAAGCCUGGGAAUCUCUAACAUGAUAUUUUGAUGUCAUUUCUAAUUCUGGCUUCACCUGUGGCUUUCCCUCAGAUAAUAAAAUAUAUAUAUAUAUUUUUUUUACCCUAAUUGCAAUAAAGAAAAAGAGAAAAAGUUCAGUCUGAUGUUAGGCGGGCGGGGAUAAGUCCUUUUUAAAGCAAAUUGAAAAUUUCGAGUCAAAAUGGAAUCAUGAAAAUGUAAAUGUUUCCUGAAAACAUUGCUGUACCCCAUCACUGAAUAAACUGUUAUCAGCCAA